CUGAUUAGGAACAUUGACCAUUGUACAUGGGAAGGGUCUUUCUUCAAGAUGGAUGUGAAGCCACAAAAAGGAAAGUAACAAAGUAUCAUUGGUGCCCAGCCUAUGUAACCUGUCCAAGCAAAUGCAAAUCUAAAGACCCCAGUAGCUACCUCUCCUUUGAAGAGAAGCAGGAAUUCUUACUCUGUUCUUCACUUGAUCUAGAAAAGGAUUCCAAGACACGAGCAAACAAACAGAUCAUCAAUAUUUAACUAAAUUCAGGAGAUUAAGGGUUCCAUAUUAAUUUUUUGUAAUGGUGAUGCUAAUAUGGGUUCACUGGUUAAAGAUGUUGUUAGUGGAAUUCUUCCCGAGAAGUUGCAAUGAACAGGAAAGUAAAAAAGGUCCCUGAACAGGGACUUUACAGCAAGAGGACCUUCAGUACAAGCCAUCCUGUUGGCCAUAUGCUUUGCUAGAGCUAGGGAGGGAUGCAUACUCCCAAUUCAUUGGGUGCACUCUACCAUUGCUUAUUCCUAUGUGUAUUGUCCAUAGGGCACCAACCAGUUGCAGCAGCACCCUUUGCUUCAGCAUUGCAACUGUAAUUCCAAGCUGCUGUGAAGGGGAGGAUGCUGGAGAGAGAAUUUACCCUGCAGCAGUGGCUCCUGUCCCACAAAGCUGAGCCUGGCUCCCUACUCCAUGUAUUGUGACCUGGCAUAUAGGAUCACAGUGCCACUCAGUUGUUCAUUGCUGCCUGUUUGAAUAUGUAAAGUCAGAGGAGGCUGUAAAGGAUUGUUACAGAACCCAGGAGGAAAAGGAAACCAAUGAUGCGUUAAAAGUCAGCCUCAGGUACCCUGCUCCAGAGGAGAUAAGAGUUCCUUGGGAAUUUUAAGAACAUUUGUUUAAAAAAAAGAGAAGAAGUGAAGAAAAAGAACAGUCAGAAGAUUUGAACUCUGGAGCACAGGAUUGAGGAUACCUCUGUAGAACAUCAACACUUAAAAAGAUGUGGUGACUAGAAGAACCUCUAUUGUUGCCCAUAGUGCAUAUAGUGCCUUAUAAAGAUGGGGUUUGGAAGUGACCUGAAGUAUUCUCAUGAUGCUUUGAUAAAAUUGCAAGAUUGGGAGUUACGACUACUAGAAACUGUGAAGAAAUUUAUGGCCAUGCGAGUAAAAAGUGACAAAGAAUAUGCAUCCACUUUACAAAAUCUUUGUAAUCAAGUUGAUAAAGAGAGUACUUCCCAACUGGAUUAUAUUAGCAAUGUAUCCAAGUCUUGGCUGCUUAUGGUACAGCAGACAGAGCAACUUAGCAGGAUAAUGAAGACACAUGCAGAAGAUCUUAACUCUGGGCCACUACAUAGACUUACAAUGAUGAUCAAAGACAAGCAACAAGUAAAGAAGAGUUACAUAGGUGUUCAUCAGCAAAUUGAGGCAGAGAUGUUCAAGGUCACAAAGACAGAACUGGAGAAAUUAAAAUCUAGUUACAGACAAUUAAUAAAAGAAGUUAACUCUGCCAAAGAGAAGUAUAAAGAAGCUGUGGCUAAAGGAAAAGACACUGAAAAAGCCAAAGAUCGUUACGAUAAAGCCACUAUGAAACUUCACAUGCUGCAUAAUCAGUAUGUGUUGGCACUGAAGGGAGCACAGUUACAUCAGCACCAGUACUAUGACACUACGCUUCCUCUGUUACUUGAUUCGUUACAGAAGAUGCAAGAAGAAAUGGUUAAAGCACUAAAAGGAAUCCUUGAUGAAUACAGUCAGAUCACCAGUCUUGUAACAGAAGAGAUAGUGAAUGUCCAUAAAGAGAUCCAGACUUCUGUUGAACAGAUAGACCCUAACUCAGAGUACAAUAGCUUCAUAGAAGCUCACAGGUCACCAGAGAAUGUAGAACAAGAAAUAGUGUUUGAUACAUCUUUACUGGAAGAAAAUGAAAAUCUUCAAGCUAACGAGAUCAUGUGGAAUAACUUAACAGCAGAAAGCUUGCAAGGAAUGUUGAAAACAAUAGUAGAAGAAUUGAUUCAGACACAGCAGAUGCUUUUGAACAAAGAGGAGCUUUUGUUGGAACUAGAAAAGAAAAUAGAAGAAUCUUCUAAGACCUGUGAAAAAAAAUCAGACAUUGUGUUUUUGCUGAGCCAAAAGCAAGCACUGGAAGAACUCAAGCAAACAGUUCAGCAAUUAAGAUGCACGGAGGCAAAAUUUACAGCCCAGAAAGAACUUCUAGAACAAAAAGUUCAGGAGAAUGAUGGGAAAGAGCCACCUCCAGUAGUAAAUUAUGAAGAAGAUGACAGAUCAGUCACUUCUAUGGAUAAGAAGGAUAAGGUGUCCAGGUUUGAUACUAUUCGUCACUCCAUCGCUGGAAUGAUAAGAUCUCCAAAAUCCAUGCUGGGCUCUUCAUCAUUCUUUGAUGUGAUAUCAACCAGCGAGAAACCUUUGGCUGAGCAAGAUUGGUAUCAUGGUGCAAUUCCACGAAUAGAAGCCCAGGAGCUGUUAAAGCAGCAAGGAGACUUCCUGGUGCGAGAGAGCCACGGGAAACCUGGUGAAUAUGUCCUUUCUGUGUUUUCAGAUGGACAACGGAGACACUUUAUCAUACAAUAUGCUGAUAAUCAGUACCGAUUUGAAGGAACUGGGUUUCCAACUAUUCCUCAGCUUAUAGACCAUCAUUACACAACAAAACAAGUAAUUACUAAGAAAUCAGGUGUAGUUCUGCUGAAUCCUGUUGUUAAGGAUAAGAAAUGGGUUCUCAAUCAUGAAGAUGUCACACUGGGAGAAUUACUAGGCAAAGGUAACUUUGGUGAAGUAUAUAAGGGAACAUUAAAGGAUAAAACCCCUGUUGCUGUAAAAACUUGUAAAGAAGACCUUCCUCAGGAACUGAAAAUAAAAUUUUUAUCAGAGGCCAGAAUACUCAAGCAAUAUGACCAUCCCAAUAUUGUCAAGCUAAUAGGAGUUUGCACUCAAAGGCAGCCUAUUUAUAUAGUUAUGGAACUUAUUCCAGGAGGUGAUUUCCUCUCCUUUUUAAGAAAGAAGAAGGAUGAGCUAAAAACCAAACAGUUAGUGAAAUUUUCAUUAGAUGCUGCUGCUGGUAUGGCGUAUCUCGAGUCUAAAAACUGUAUACACAGGGACCUUGCUGCAAGGAACUGCCUGGUAGGUGAAAAUAAUGUUCUGAAAAUCAGUGACUUUGGAAUGUCUCGUCAAGAGGAUGAUGGGGUAUAUUCAUCUUCAGGCUUAAAGCAGAUUCCUAUCAAAUGGACUGCUCCAGAGGCACUCAACUAUGGGAGAUACACUUCUGAAAGUGAUGUAUGGAGCUUUGGGAUCCUUCUUUGGGAGACCUUCAGUCUAGGCGUAUGUCCAUACCCUGGAAUGACCAACCAGCAAGCACGGGAACAAGUGGAGAAAGGAUAUCGAAUGUCAGCACCUCAGAAAUGCCCAGAGGAAAUAUAUAAAAUAAUGCAGAGAUGCUGGGACUACAAACCAGAAAACCGACCAAAAUUCAGCGAAAUUCAGAAAGAACUAUCUUCAAUCAAAAAGAAAGUGACAUAGUGAUAAAAUAGUGCCAAACUCAACCUACAGAACUCUGUUUUUCAACAAAGUAAUAUUUUCCCCUCAAACACUGUGCAUUUAUACCACAUUAUCUGCAAUAUUCUUCUAGGGUUACUUUUUAAAAUUAACUCAUUUUUAUAUAUAUGUGUGCGUGUGCGCACCAUCUUGGAAAAUGUCUAAGCAUAUGUUAAAAAGGGAGACGAUUCUGCCAAAUGUUAUAUAUCUAGUCACAUUAACACUGUCAUUUAGGAUACAUGUAAAUAGAACAUCAGAUACUGUAGAUUUAAAGGACUAUGACUCCUAUCUAUUUUACAGUGAUAAACUGCUAGUGACAUUUCCUAAAGGUUUUCUACUUUAUGCUGUAUUCUUAAUUUGCUAUCUCAGUUGCAGAUAUCAACACCAGUGGCAUUAAAACAUGGUUGCUGUGCCAUGUUUCUGAAGACUUUAAAUCUGAGGACCACAAUUUUUGAAUAGUAUUUCAAUCAGGAACUUUAUAUUUUUUAAACCAUUUCUGCAACUGAUAUUUUAAAUGAUAUAUUGCUUUAAGAGAGAACAUCAGUUAAGAUUCUGGAUGUGCAUGUAUUCUUUUUAAACAAAGAAAUCCAUAAUUUUUUUGUAGAAUAAUAUUCACAUCAUUUACAAAUGCAUCCUUAGAUUUCUUACAGUUGCUCCCAUCAUAGUAAAUAUGUUCAACUUUGGACAUUACUUGCUACUUUUUUUCCUGUGAAAAAUUAAGUAGUUUAUCAGGAAUCUUUAUGCACAAAUCUCCUUUGAUAGGCUAGGUUUUUUCUAAAAGGCCAACAUCCAGUCUUGGGUGAUACAUGUUUGUCAGGAAAUACUCCAAAUCAUCUGCCUUUCAAAGUACAAGCAGAAGAAGAAAACCGUUGGUUUUGAAUGUACAUAUGUAGAAAAGAGGUCAGCAGGAAGCAAGUUUGAGAACGAGAGUGGAAAGUAACUGGUAGCAUUGAUUUUAGAUGAGUAAAAGAAUGCAAACUACCAAAUUGGCUUUUGGAGGUUCUCUGAUAGUUUGAUUUUUUUUUCCAAUUUUCAAAUAAUUGAUAUUCCUUUUCUGCAUGCAGUUGGAGUCAGCAAAAGGACAUGUUUUAAAAGAAUACUUUCCAUGCAUAUUGUCCAAAGAAAAAGGCUACAUCUCACUUGCAGAAAGAAAUGCUACCUGUUUUAAACCUCUGGAAGGCUGAACAAGGCAUAGAGUAGAAAUAUUAAUCUAUAGAAAUGUCUUUAGUUGUGUUCAGAUUUGCAUAUUCACACUGUCAAGGAGGAAAAGACUGGUAUAAAAAUAGUAUUCUUAUAAGAAGAAUAAAAGCUAAUCAGUUGGGGGGAGGGAGGGAGCACAAAUUAUUUCUGGCUUGGACCUACCUGAUAAGGGUUCCCAACUGCCAUAGAGACCUGUGACUUUAGCAACAAAGUUAUGAUCUGAGAUCCAAAGUUUGGGAGACCUCUCUCUAAUAAUUAUCAAACUGUUAUCAGCUCAAGGUGUGUUAACAAGGAAUUAACUGCCAGACCAAGUGACUAAAACAGAGGAAUAAAAGAAAAAACAGCAUUUGGGACUUUUAGUGGCCCUAUUUCUUUUCGUGGGGCUGUAUAAUAUUUUAUUUCUAUUGUGGUGACUCUUCUAUUGUGCAGAGCAUAAUUUCUGCUCUUUAAAGUACAUUUAUGGUAGUAUUGAAGGAGAUAGAUGAGUGACUGAAGUAUUUGUAGGCUAUGAGUUUUUCGACCAGUAUCUGUUACAUUAAAUUUAGUGUCCAAAUGAACAGUGAAGCACCAUACUGGAGAACACUUUUUUCAGUGUAGGUGGAAUUGUUAGCAGUUUAGGUUUGUUCUGGGGGCAAAGGAAACAAAACACACUGGGGAAAAGGAGUAGAAACUGAAAAUAAAGGAAAAAUUAGUGUAAUCCCUUUAUCAUCAUCAUUUCUUUAUGUAAUUACUAUGUAUAUUUAAUCAUCACUGUGCUCACACUUGGUCCAAAGAUCUUUGUCUCAAUACCACUAAGAAACAUUGUUUAGUCAGUUAGCAUUGAUACUAAAUGUUACACAAACAGCGUGCCUUAAUGAGCUGGCAUGCUUGUGUGAAUAAAAGUGCAUGAAAAUGCCAGAAAUGUGCAACGAUAACUCUGGUAAGAAUCCAGAUAAAUCACCCAACUAUAGGUCCCCAUCUAUGGACUCGCUAAUGUCUAAAAGGAAGGACAAGAAUGUAUUCGCUUUUAGAUUAACACACUUUUUUUUUAAAUGAAUGAAAGACACUAUACUAUUUCAAAGGACUGUAUAUAUCCUACCUUUCAACAAGAAAACAGAACAGUUCUUUUUGUCUAAAUUUGGUAAACAGGACACACAAUUCUGAUUCUUAUGUACAGAGGUAAAAGGACAACAACUGUUUUCAUUUUUCACUUAUCUUAGCAGUUAACAUUUUGCAAUUCACAUCAUGCUUCUGUUUACAUUGAAAAGGCUUUUCAAAACAUGGAACACCUGCAGCAUCUAGAGUAUGUUGUGUUCUUUGUCCGAAAGCAGACAGGAAUUCAAUUCAUGAUUAAUAAUCCUUUGGGAGACUGUCAGGAUGAGUUCAUUGGUAUAGAAUAAAUUUAAUAUAGGCAUGUGCGUUUUUCACAAAAACUUUUUCAAACUGUUUUGUCAGCAUUAAUUCAGUUGCAUUUGUGGCAUAAUUUAUUUGUCCCAUCUGUCACAUGUAAAUUAUUGGAAUUGUGUACUUUAGGAGGUUAUGUCAGUAUCAGAUACAUGUCUAUAACUACUUUUCUUAACUUUGCCAGUUUAUGGCAGGGGAGACUACAAAAAUGUACAAAGAAAAGCCCUUCAAUUUAAUCAAUGGAAAACCAGGUAUAGCAUUCAAGAACCAAAUUGGCAGCUAUCUGCCUUCUCUGUAGUCUUGAUGUCUUUUUAAUGAACAUAGGGUUAAAAUCUUAGCAUUGUUAAUUAAUUAAUCGGAGAUUGGAUAGUUAAUUUUUUUACAGUGUUUUGUACAUUUUGUUUAAGAUACAGCAAAAUGAAGAGUAUACGCUUUUGGAAAUUCAGUGUAUUUAAUAGGCUUUGACAUCUGCACUUCCCCAUUUUAUGGGGUUCUAACAGGCUUUGGAAAUGUUCAGAUGGUUAUACAUCCAGGAAAUACUCCUGUCUUUUAAAAUUCAUAUAACACUUAAUAGUACCCUAAAAAUUAAAACCUCUACGUAUAUUAUAGGAGAUGGAGUGUGAUUUCUCCAGUUAUUGCCAAUUAUUUUCCUCCUUUUCAAGGCAUUAUAAAAGAAUGAAAAGUGCUACUGUCAUAUUUCAUUUAUAAAUUUAAGAGAUUAUUUUAAAGCUAAUAAUGAGUGUACAGUUUCAGUUGUUUACAAUCAAAACUGAGCAUUUAAAACUAGCCUGUGUUUUGUUUUGAAAUCAUCAUCCUGGUUAUUAAGAUUCCCAAAUGUCUGGAGUUCAUGGUUUUAUAGAAAGUGCAAUAUUGAGAAACAGCAUGUUUGAAAACAAGACGGAGACCUGUGCCCUCAGCAGAUGUGUAAUCUUUUUCUACAGUCUGCAUUUCACAAAAUUGUUUUAGAUUUUUAAUCUAAAAUGAAAAAGUAAACAACAGUGUUUAGCAACUGCAAUCAUUUUGCAUUUUUGUUUCAGAGCUUGAUGUGCAUUUUGUAACUAACUAUGUCAUAAAAUCAGCCUCUAUUUUGGAGUGUGGCUUUCAAUGGCUUAACACCACUUUAUAUGCUGUCUGUGUCAGGAAGUACAGUAUCAGAACAGUGCCGUUUACAAAAUAAACCUCAACCUUUCUUGGGCAGAAAGCAGUUGUAAGGAAACAGGUUAUUGUACCUCAUUGUUUCCCCUUGGUUUUUCACCCACCCAUGUUUGUUUAUGAGUAACUUUGUGCUUAUUCAAAUGCUGCAGAUACACAUCAGUGUAAAGUCAUAUACAUUAUUUAUGGCAUUUUUACUACUACUGUAAUACUAUUAAUCAAAAAUAGUAGCAAGCAGGUGCUUUCCCCCCCCCCCCUCAAAGUUAGAGAGCCUCAGCCACGACAUUUCUAGCUGAGUCUAAAGUUUGGAGUUGUUCAGAUCUAAAGUUUAGGCCUGUGCUUUCUCUUUUUCCUCAUUCACGUGAAUUACUGGUGCCAAUAGCAUCUUGUCUAUAUUGGCCUUUUUUCUGCGAUGUUUCCCACCAGUGGUAGCAAUGGUGGGACUGCUAAUGUAGGCUGGCUGCCAGCAUUCGUAUCAUCAUAACUUCUGGACAGCUCUGGACAGGGUCGGCAACACUGAAGUCUACUCAUUGAUAGAGCAGUACCUUGGAAAUAUUUCAGGAGAAAGGCAUGUGUAAAUAAGAUAUGUAAAUUAGCCCUGUGGUUUUAAGAGGUCUUAAUCUGACAUUAUAGCUGGUGAUUGUUAGGAUGGCUAGAUGUCACAGACAGUAAUGGCACAUAAUGUAAAGGAGCAAGAAGAGAGAGAGAUGGAGUGAAGAGGAAGAAGUCUCUUUCCAAAAGAAUAACCUUAUUCAUUAGCACUGGAGAAUGCAUUUGUUUGUUACCGUGUCAUUACCCAUUUAGGUAAGCAUGAAAGUUUGCCAUUGAAAUAAAGAGGUCACCUUUUCCAAUUACUUGCCUAAAGUACAUGAGUUGUUUUAUUAGACUUGGUUAACAUCAUUUUAUGAUUAGCAGUAACUCCUAAACCACUAUGGUGGGGUACAGAGAAUUCAUGCUGUAGUGACAAUCCUUGGAAACAUUCUGACUGACUUAGCCAUAAUUGCUCUGGGGGCAUACAGGGCAGAUUGUGUCCACUCCAUUCCCACACCAACUGGCAGGGCACCUUCCCUCUUCAUAUUCAGCCAGUCCUUACACUCCCUACUGCAGGAGGGGAAGACACUUACAGGAGUGCCCUGUUGAAAUCCUUGGAAACAGAAUAACGCUGUAGAAAGAAAGUACUAGAGAGGUUUCAAGAAGAAAUAUCCCUUAAAGAAAGGAUGUUCUCACAGAAUGUUUGGAAAAUGAGAUCCUAGGAUAUAUUAUCCUCACAUAAACUGUAGCCCAAGCGGCUGGGAUGGACAGUGUUGUCCUUCAGGCCCAGACCCUGUCAUUUCUUUGUGUCAUGACAGGAAGAUUAGAGAUUUGUCUCCUAUACACAGAUGCUGCUGGUUGCCUAAUAAGGAUAUGAUGACAUAAUUUCUCAUUGUUUUGUUUCCACUUAUAAUUUAAGUUGACAAAAGAUUGAAAAAUAUACAGGUUAAAACAUGUUUGCUGAUAAGCAAACUGGGCAGUUUUACCAAGGAGAGGACAAAUAAUCAUUUCAUUAAGGACUAUUAUUUAUACCGCAGAGGACAUAUCAUAAGGCUUUUGAGCCAAUAGCUAGAAUAUCCCAGUAUAAUGUCUAGUUCUGACAGUGGAGGCACAAACAACUACAAGGAAAGCAGAUUAAACUCUCAAGUGGGAAAAAAAAACAACAGUCUCUCUUCCUGUUAGUUUGCUGAAAUCCUUUUUUUCCUGCCACUCACUUGCCAAUAUCUUUCCUUUCUGAAGCUGUACUGUGUAGGGGUAUAGUGACUGCUAGCUGAACUUUCGCUGUAGCAAUAUAAAAGUAGUGCAGUCCUAAAGCACAUAAUUUGUCAUCUUGGAUAGGAAAGAGAAAGCAGGACAGUACUUCAGGUGAAACCAUACUGCAUGCUCAGACACGAAAACUAAAAGCAGAUUUAAAUGCCAACAUCAAUUCAUUGUGUUUAUCACACAAGCACCAUGUGGAGUAUUUCAUGAUUGGCCUUGCAAUGUGUUAAAAAGCGACUUGUCGCCAAACACCUUAUUUAUUCUCCCGCUAGUACAGCAUUUUCUAGAAAAUAAAGGUGCUGAUUUUUGUCCUUA
Molecule: messenger RNA, 9356 nt
Organism: Gopherus flavomarginatus (Mexican gopher tortoise)
Lineage: Eukaryota; Metazoa; Chordata; Testudines; Testudinidae
Gene: FER
Product: FER tyrosine kinase
Exons: 21
Coding region: 1032-3500 (822 amino acids)
Biological process (GO): regulation of mast cell degranulation; chemotaxis; cell adhesion
Molecular function (GO): ATP binding; non-membrane spanning protein tyrosine kinase activity
Source: RefSeq, a predicted model, not a curated record